Messenger RNA from Klebsormidium nitens, 833 nucleotides. NCBI's taxonomy places the organism in Eukaryota, Viridiplantae, Streptophyta, Klebsormidiophyceae, Klebsormidiales, Klebsormidiaceae. The record is from the annotation of a GenBank genome assembly.
CGAGAAGGAGGAUGUGGAAGGGUUCUCUCUAGCAAGGGCGCUUAGACUUAGACACGACCUUCCUUCGGGAGUUUAUCAUCUUGUUCAUGGGCGCUAGCGCCGAGGGUGCUAGUGGAAUAUAACGGUCCUUAAGGAGGAUACGUUUCAGUGGUAUCAGAGGGGAACGUUUCUCCUUGUGAGGGUUCACUAUGGCUGAAGCGAGCAAGGCCGCAGAGGGUUCCGGAGAGAACAUGGCUGUUGAUGGAGCGCCAUCCGAGACGCCAAGCGUGGGCGCUGUGGCAUCUGGCGUGGAAUGGAGCCAUGGGCAAAAUGCCUUUGUGGCUAGGCCUCCUCCGGUGGCUUUUGGGAGCUAACAAGAAGAACAAGUUCUUCAAGCGCAAGGGGCCCGAUGGGCCGUCUGGGUCGCAGGGCAGCGGGAGCGGCAAUGGGGCAGGCAACGGCAAGAAGGCCAAGACCGGUGGCGGCGGACAGAGCGGUGGGGGUCCCGGCGAGCAUGGCAAGAUUAGCAGGGCCGAGCGCGAUAGGCGUUUCAAGGAGGGCCUGUGCCUGUAUUGCGGGGAAAAGAACCACAAGGCGGCAGGGUGCCCCAAGAAGUCUAGCCAGGGUCCGGUAAACUAGCUAGUCAAUUUGUUAGUGAGCGGCAAAUUGACGAUGGCACCACAGAACAAGUAAGCUUGAACGAUCUUGUACCAACGGAUUUUGAGCUUGUGGAAAGUUUGACUGGCAAGACGUUUUCUGCCGGAGUCGCCGUUGCGGGCGGAUCUCAUGCUGCUGGAGCUCACAUGAUUCUUUUCUCAAGCGCGAUGUUUCGGGUAAACAUUGUUGGAUCAAUG